AUGGCAGACAGGUGUAACAAGGCUCAGGAUGAGAGAGAGGCAGAGAUGGCUUAUUUCACAAGUGACCCAGAGACAGGCAAAGACAUGGAAGAUCUAACAAAAGGCCUGGAAGAACUCUGUCAGAGUCCCAAAGAGAAGAGUGAGCAAGCUCUGCUACAUUCAUGCCUGGAACAACAGCAUCACCAUUGUAUACCAAAGAAAAAAGCAGACACUGGACACAAAUGCUGUAGAGGCCCAGAGCAGCUCAACAUGGAGCUGGAGAUACUGAAAAGAGAGGAUGCUGCAAAAAUGAAAACCCAAACCCAAUAAAUUCAGCAUUUGGAGGGGCAUUUCAUAGGUCUGGCCAACAACCAUGAAAAAACGAUGCAGUUCAAGGAUGAACACAGUAAACAGCAAAUCCAGCUGUGGGAGGAGAAUAAGGACCUGGAGGAGAAUGAGACACUCAACCAGACUGUGAGGGAGAAGGAAGCUGAAGUGCUCCAGGUCAUUGCCUCGACCAGAAAGGUCUCACAGCAGUUGGACUCCUUGCAGAAGAAACAUGAGAGUCACAGAGCCCAGGAACAAGAAAAGGAGAUGCUAGAAGCUCAGAGCCAGCAAGCAAGUGCCCAUGCCUGGGAAGCUGAUUGACUAAAUCAGCUGCAAUACCUACGGGAGAAGCCACAAACUAUUGCACAGGCUGAGUUUGCAGAAAGUCAUCAGAGGGCUCAGGACAAGCUGGAGAGGACCAAUAAGGAGAAAGAGGAACUACUGAACCUGGCUGUAGAGAGGAGUAAAGCUCUGCAACAUGAUCAACAGGAAAUUCAGGAGACUGUGCAAAAAGCCUGGCAAGAGCACCUUGUGAGAGAGACAGCAGCAGUGAACAAUGAUCUGAAGGUCCACAGGCUCCAACGAUGUCUCAAAACCAGCAAGCAUGUGGGCAAACAGCUCCCACUGGAGUUUGAUGCUUACAGUACAGAUUUACUGAAGAAAAAGUGUUGA
This is a messenger RNA of Calypte anna (Anna's hummingbird), 978 nucleotides long. It is a transcript of the gene CCDC89, whose product is annotated as coiled-coil domain containing 89. The record is from RefSeq and is a predicted model, not a curated record. NCBI's taxonomy places the organism in Eukaryota, Metazoa, Chordata, Aves, Apodiformes, Trochilidae.